CACAACUCGGUGUUUUGUUUAGAGAAGAUGUAUUUAAAAAAAUAAUAAAAAAAAUUAUGAUUUCAGCCAGAGCAUACAGCUGUCUGCUGUCAUGUGUGUCUAUGGUGUAAUCAGCGACCAUAUAAAACACACACACAUACAAGGCAGCAGCACUUCCUUCUCUCGACAGCACGCCUGCGUAACCGGAACAGACUUCCAAAUCACGUGGACGGGCUGCAGCGCGUUCACGUCAGCUGCGUUCCAUUUGGAGAUCGUCUCCAGAGCAACGCGAGCGUGACCGUGUGUCACGCGACAGUACUGUGACACUGUGUUUUUUUUUUGUUGACUUCCAGUUCUCCUUUGACAAAGUGCUGAUUUAAAGCCAACACAAAUAAGGUAAAUAUUAUCUAUGUUAAUGGAGAUAUUGGAAGAGCACUAGGACGUAUUUCAAUACAUAAAGGUUGUAAAUUGUCCUCACCAAGAAGAACCUAAACCUUGAAGUUGUUUGAGAAUGGCCAACAACAGGGAUGACAAUGAGAGCACCCCUCUGUUGGACUCUACUGGGAACAGUAGAUCUUCACCACCAUCAGUUUUCCAGGGAAGAAGACUGGCAUGUGCAGCCGUCCUGCUGGCUGAAUCACUAGAAAGGAUUGCUUUCUAUGGCAUCACAUCCAACCUGGUCCUUUUUCUCAACGGCAGUCCCUUUUACUGGGAGGGCACUCAGGCGAGCCAGACACCCCUGAUGUUCAUGGGAGUUACUUACCUGAUUUCACCGUUUGGAGGCUGGUUGGCGGAUGCAUACUUUGGAAAAUUCUGGACAAUUGUUUCAAGUUUGAUCCUAUAUUUUCUUGGCAUGCUAUUUUUCCCUUUUAUUUCUGAUGAAGACACCAGGACACAGAUGUGUGGAGAGGAGUUGGCAUUUCCUGUGCAACCUGCUGAGUGUCUGAGCACAAACAUUACCCUUCCAAGCAAUAUAACCUGCCCCAUACGCAGCCCGUAUUGUGGCCCAGCGGUCUACGGUGGGCUUUUCUUAAUUGCAUUAGGCGUGGGUACUGUGAAGUCCAACAUCACUCCGUUCGGGGCAGAUCAGGUCAAAGACAGAGGACCAGAGGCCACACGCAGAUUCUUCAACUGGUUCUACUGGUGCAUCAACUUAGGAGCCAUCCUGUCUCUGGGAGGCGUGGCCUACAUACAACAGAACUUCAGCUUUAAGAUCGGCUACAUCAUUCCCACUGUGUGCCUCGGGAUCUCCUUCCUGGUCUUCCUCCUGGGCCGGACCGUCUUCAUCAGCAAGCCGGCUGACGGCAGCGCCUUCACAGAUAUGUUCAAGAUCCUGACCUUCGCCUGCUGCUCUAAGAAACCAAAGGAGCCUAACCUGCUCCGCAACAAACCUACCCUGCUGGACAGUGCCAAAGUGACCUAUGGAGGAAAAUAUCCGGAAGAGAAAGUAGAGGAAGUGAAAUCCCUGUUGAAAAUCCUUCCAGUUUUUUUUGCACUUAUCCCAUACUGGACUGUGUACUUCCAGAUGCAGACAACAUACAUCCUGCAGGGCCUCCAUCUGAGGAUUCCUGACAGUGCCUCAAACAUCUCUGCUGACUCCCACACGAUGACGUUCCGCUUCCCUGCCGCCUGGCUCACCAUGUUUGACGCAGUGCUCAUCCUUAUGCUGAUUCCCCUUAAGGACAAAGUGGUGGACCCCAUCCUGAAACGCCGCGGCCUGCUGCCUUCCUCUCUGAAGAGGAUUGCGGUCGGGAUGUUCUUUGUUAUGUGCUCGGCCGUGGCAGCGGGUAUUUUGGAGACCAAACGCCUGGAGAUCGUCAAAUCAAAUGGUACCAUUGACCAGGUGCUUGGCAACGUUAUCUACUACGCGGCAGAUUUACCCAUAUGGUGGCAAGUGCCUCAGUAUGUGCUGAUAGGAAUCAGCGAAAUCUUUGCCAGCAUUGCAGGUCUGGAGUUUGCAUAUUCUGCAGCCCCCAAGUCCAUGCAGAGUGCCAUCAUGGGGCUCUUCUUUUUCUUCUCUGGGGUUGGCUCCUUCGUGGGCUCCGGUUUGUUGGCGAUUGUCUCCCUCAGGGAGAUUGGCUGGAUGUCAUCACACAAAGACUUUGGUAAUAUCAAUGACUGCUCUCUGCACUACUACUUCUUCCUCCUGGCAGGGAUUCAGGGCGUCACCUUGCUGGUCUUCCUUAUUAUCUCUUUUAAGUAUGACAAGCAGAGGGGCAAAACGGGAAGCCAAAGGCAGAGACACCUCUCCUCUUGACCUACUCGCACGUCUCCAUAUCCCCCUCACCACACCUGCCUUUUCCAGUCAUAUCGCUCAGUGCCCAAAGACCCUGUUGAAUAGGUACUACUUUGUAUUUCGUAUUUAUGUUUAUUUGAGCUUUAAAGUUGUGACUCUUUGUCCAGUCUUUAUAACAAUAAUGAUAUUUCAUCACUAGAUGAAUGAACAGCUACCACUGAAAGUAUAGAGAUUAAUACAUGAGCCAUGUUUGAAUCAUUUUUACGGUACUCCCUUACCCCUGUGUGUUUACUAUUGUUGCCUUUGAUCAUUUGCACUUGACUUGAGGAGUGGUGCCAUAAUAUCUAGAUAUUUUCUGAUCACGAAGAAUGCUCAGUUGUUUUUAUAGUUGAAUUUUUACUGUUUGUGCUCUAACAAAGUCUUAUUUUUGGACUUACUCUUUUGCUUACCAUUUUACUGGCCCUGGUGUAAAACAUCAGUAUUUACAUGAUUUCUGGACUUCAAUCCACUGAUGUGAAAGUUUGUGAAUUAACGGUACAUAUUCUGCAUCAUUUCUUGAUUACAAUAACCCCUAUUGGGCUUUUAGAGAGAGGUUCAAAUGCCUAUCCAGUAACAUAAUUGUUAUUGAAUGGGAAAUGUGUUUUAACUCCUGAGGUAGUUUUAUGUUGUUGCAGAAAAUCAGUGCUUUUAAUGACAGAAUAGGGCUCUUGUUUGAGGAUACUCCAAAGAAACUCACUAAUAUUUAACUCAUCUAUUUUUCAAAUCUAAUAUAGAGAGAAAAAACCUCCCACUGCCUGCGAUUACAUACUGUAAAUCCACAUAAAUCCGUUAUAAAUCCUCAAACAGAUCCAUACAUGAAUAAUAAUAACUAAAAAUACUCCAUGACUCUGAGGCUUUGAGCAGUUUUUCAUUUCUGGUCAAGCUGCAAAACUGCAUGACAAACAACUAAUUCGAAACAAACCUUAAGCUUAACAGGCAACCUUGAGUGUAGCUCGUAGAAGAUCCCCUGCAUUAAUGCUUUGAUCAUGAUAAAAAAAAGUGCAGACUUAAGAUAUAAAAAAGAAAAACGUAACCCAUUCACAGUGACAUCUUCUUCAAAGUUAUAAUUCCAGAGCAAAAUAAAGCACAACUUUCACAGUAUUUGUUGUCAGGGACAGUUUUACAGUGUUAUCAUGGCUUUGCAGCUUUGCCAGGAAAUCUUGAAAAAUAAGUUCUGUAUUCUGGUAUUUAUUAGACUGUGAUGCUUUUGUUUUAGCUUUAUACUGUUAAGAAAAAUGCUUGUGUGUGUUGCUUCAAUUUUCAGUGUAGGUACAGCACAAGUUAAAAAAAACUCUCAGGGCUCAAGGAAUAGUGUAACAGCACAUAUAAAACAAGAAGCUAUUUUCUGUGUUUUAAUUGGUCAGAUAAAUCGAUUUUCCUUGUUUUAUUGUAUAUUCCAUACUUUCUUUGUCAUAUCAGUCCUCUUCAGAAAGAUUUAUUAUGUUUAUUUUUGAAUUCUAUUCUGUUUUCAUGAUGCUACAGAACUGGUACAUUGUUUUGUGGUUAUACAUUUGU
Messenger RNA from Anoplopoma fimbria (sablefish), 3769 nucleotides. RefSeq names its product solute carrier family 15 member 4 (gene slc15a4). The transcript is spliced from 9 exons. The coding region runs from base 491 to 2236 and encodes 581 amino acids. Gene Ontology annotation, cellular component: membrane. Gene Ontology annotation, molecular function: transmembrane transporter activity. Gene Ontology annotation, biological process: oligopeptide transport; transmembrane transport. The record is from RefSeq and is a predicted model, not a curated record. NCBI's taxonomy places the organism in Eukaryota, Metazoa, Chordata, Actinopteri, Perciformes, Anoplopomatidae.